AUGAAUCAAGACACUAAACUAAAAUUUGCCGUUACUGACCCUGCCGACCUCUCGAAGUUUGACUACUCGGACGAUUAUGAGUGUGUUCCUGGCGAAUGGACGACGAUCUCUGUGGAAGUUCGCCAAGAAGAAGCAGACCCAUCUACGCUUCGAUUCACCAUGAAGAUGGGAGACACCCAACUUCAUUCCGGCACUUACGCUGCGACAGAGGAAUUGAAGAGCUACGAUCUCCAAGUUUUCGUUGGAAACCCCUGGGUAAAUUCCGCUACCGGCAUGCUCGUCCGAAAUUUCUACUACCAAACCUUCGAAGAAAUCCCAGUUUAA
Oikopleura dioica is the source of this 324-nucleotide messenger RNA. The record is from the annotation of a GenBank genome assembly. NCBI's taxonomy places the organism in Eukaryota, Metazoa, Chordata, Appendicularia, Copelata, Oikopleuridae.